This is a messenger RNA of Vigna angularis (adzuki bean), 2088 nucleotides long. RefSeq names its product protein DETOXIFICATION 34. The record is from RefSeq and is a predicted model, not a curated record. Gene Ontology annotation, cellular component: membrane. The transcript is spliced from 7 exons. Gene Ontology annotation, molecular function: antiporter activity; xenobiotic transmembrane transporter activity. Lineage: Eukaryota; Viridiplantae; Streptophyta; Magnoliopsida; Fabales; Fabaceae. Gene Ontology annotation, biological process: xenobiotic detoxification by transmembrane export across the plasma membrane. The coding region runs from base 101 to 1507 and encodes 468 amino acids.
UCACUGAGAAAAAGACCUUACACAUAUGUAACCACAUGCUGAUUAUACUUAUAACAAAUUUCAUUCUCAGAAGCUGUGUGAAGGAAGAAGAACUCCUGAAAUGGAGACACCAUUAGUGAGCCAGAAGUUUACUUCAGAAUCUGACUAUUCUGCAGUGAAAAGGUUGAAGGAUGUUAAAUUUGUAUUGUGGACAGAGACAGUGAAGAUAUGGAAGAUAGCUUUGCCAGUGGCAUUGACCCAUCUCUUUCAGUUCCUCACAAACUCCUCAACUUCCAUCUAUGCUGGUCAUCUAGGUGACAUUCAACUCUCUUCAAUCUCUGUUAGCCAAGGUGUUCUCAGUUCCAUCUAUUUUUACUUGCUGUUUGGUAUGUCAUCUGCACUGGCAACACUUUGUGGCCAAGCUUUUGGAGCAGGGCAGAUUGUUUCUACUUGCAUUUAUGUUCAAAGGUCAUGGAUUAUACUCACCAUCACUUGCACAAUUCUCUUGCCUGUUUAUGUAUAUGCCACACCAGUGUUGAAGUUGCUAGGCCAAGAUGAAGAAAUAGCUGAUCUUGCUGGCACAUAUUCUAUACAAUUGAUUCCCCACAUGUUUUCCUUUGCUAUAGUUUUUCCCACCCUAAGAUUUCUUCAGGCCCAGAGCAAGGUUAAAGUGAUCAUGUGCAUAGCAUUUGUGGUUCUGCUCAUUCAAAAUGGCUUGCUUUACAUGUUCAUACAUGUGUUUGGUUGGGGUGUAACUGGUUUAGCCAUGGUGAGUGACAUCAUAGGGUGGCUCUAUGCUUUGGCUUUGGUUGUGUAUACCAUUGGAUGGAACAAGGAAGAAUGGAGUGGAUUUUCUUGGAUGGCAUUCAGGGAUUUAUGGGCAUUUUCUAAGUUAUGCCUUGCUUCAUCUGUCAUGAUUUGCUUAGAGCAAUGGUAUCUUACAUGCAUUAUGCUCCUUGUUGGUCUUCUACAGAAUCCUGUCAUUUCUGUUGCUUCCUAUUCUAUUUGCUUCAAUGUUCAGGGUUGGCACUUCACACUGCUCCUAGGAAUAAACACAGCCAUAAGUGUUCGUGUAUCCAACACGCUUGGCAUGUCACAUCCAAGAGCAGCGAAAUACUCUUUCUAUGUGGCAAUGUUCCAGUCUCUCCUCCUUGGUAUUCUUUUCAUGACACUUAUUUUCCUCACUAAAGAAGAUUUCGCCACCAUCUUUACUAGCAGUGAGGAUAUUAUACUAGCUGUCACCGAAUUAGCAUAUCUUCUUGGUAUAACAAUGCUUCUCAAUAGCAUAUCACAGGUCAUUUCAGGUCAAUAUUUACUCAGACUAAUAUCUCCAAGGUGUGGCCAUUGGAAGUGGAUGGCAAGUGAUGGUUGCUUACAUAAACAUGGCAUGUUAUUACAUUGUUGGACUCCCAAUUGGAAUUUUCCUUGGUUUCAAGCAGCAUUUAGGGGUCAAGGGUCUCUGGGGAGGCACAAUGUGCGGCAGUAUUCUGCAGAUUUUAGUCCUCUUGCUGAUUAUUUCGAAGACUAAUUGGACCAAAGAGGUGGAGCAAACAGCUCAUCGCAUGCGAACAUGGAACAUUGACAACUACCACUAAGAGGAUGUUACAUGAGAAAGGCUACGUAAUAAUAUGGCAUUUUCAACCCACUUUCACAAAAAAAAAAAUGUGGAAAAUUAAACACACAUAUAUUUUGUAGUUUAUUACAAAUUUGACAUAAUUAUGCAAUUUUUUAUGUGUUUAUGAGAAAAUUCAUUUAGGUUAUUAUAUCCAUGUAUUGAUACUAGAUCAAUAUAGGCUUAAUACCCUAUUUUGUCUCCAGUUUCACUCGACAAUGUCAAAUUAGUCCAUCCUUUAAAAAGUGCGUCAAUUACGUCCUUACUUAAUAAAAUUUAUAUGAAUGAAAUCUCUUCCGUUAAAUCCGUACAGACGGCGUUAAUAGAAGAGAGAGAAAAAUAAUUAACGUCGUUUGUACGGAUUUAACGGAAGGGAUUUCAUUGAUAUAAAUUUUAUUAAGUAAGGACGUAAUUGACGCACUUUUUAAAAGAUGGACUAAUUUGACAUUGUCGAAGGAAACUGGGGACAAAAUAGGGUAUUAAGCCAUCAAUAUAUA